Messenger RNA from Prunus armeniaca (apricot), 180 nucleotides. The record is from the annotation of a GenBank genome assembly. NCBI's taxonomy places the organism in Eukaryota, Viridiplantae, Streptophyta, Magnoliopsida, Rosales, Rosaceae.
AUGAGAUUCCAUACUGAAGCCGGAAAGGCGACGAAUGGAGGUGAACAUGAAGCCACAACGUCUGACGGCGACACUAGGGUUAGGGUUUUUGGGGACCGAGAGAUCAUAGACGACUUGUUGCGUAAUAGCCACGACGGUGGCGACACCUGCAAAUGGUGGAUCGGGUUGCUGAGGGGGUAG